Messenger RNA from Betta splendens (Siamese fighting fish), 5495 nucleotides. RefSeq names its product C-terminal-binding protein 2. The record is from RefSeq and is a predicted model, not a curated record. The transcript is spliced from 11 exons. Bases 2670 to 4016 code for a protein of 448 amino acids. Lineage: Eukaryota; Metazoa; Chordata; Actinopteri; Anabantiformes; Osphronemidae. Gene Ontology annotation, molecular function: NAD binding; transcription corepressor activity; oxidoreductase activity, acting on the CH-OH group of donors, NAD or NADP as acceptor.
CACGUCCCUCCACUGUAAUUUUUCACCCUGCUUGUGUGAGUUUGCGUGUCGUGCCGUCAGUGGGGGGUGCUCUCGCUAUCAUGCUAACAGAAAUACCUGCAGUCCCUCGGCGCUGAUUUAAAGACAUGCGUCUUGUGAAAAGUCGUGGGGGAGAGUGAGACGUAUAGAAGGUGACAACGACGGCCCCGGUGGGGGGGUGUAUGCUUGUUACCGAUGGAGGCGAGGAACAACCCAGAACAUAAACCAGACACGUGAUUGAUGCAUUCCCGUCUCCUCCUCUUCCUUCCCCUCCUGCUCCUUACACCAGCUCACACUCUGGGUUUGCUGAUCCUUGAGGUCAUAUUUUUAAUACGAGCCCGAGCACUCUGAGCCCCCUCGUCAGCCUCUCGCUUGCCAUGUAUCGUGGCGGAGAGUCUAGUAGCCGUCCUCGGGAGAGCUGUUCUACAUACGGCGGACAAGGAGCACAGCUUCGCUCAAAAGCCUGCUGAGACUCCACACCAUUUAUCUCUCAGCUGCAAGGUUGGGCCAGGACUAAUUGACUGAGUUGUGCGUGUGUGUAUGUGUGUGUGAUUUCGGGUUCCUUGAAGCGUUAGCAGAGCCUGAGAUGAUAGGAGGUGGUCGAGGGAGAGGGAGGCCAACCUUGUGCUGUGAGCCCAUCAGAGGGGACUUGGUUAAAAAGUGCGUUAUUGGCUCCGGCUUUCUAAAACCGAGCCACUUAAUCUGUGCUCGGGGACGAGCUCAAACCGCGCAGCUUUUAAAAGGAAAGCCUGGUUAAUUAUAUAGUAGACUGUUAUGACGCUACAUCACGGUUGCUUGAUCGAGCCGGUUGAUUUGCAGCUGAGGGCAUUAGUAACCGGUCCACAUGGCUACGACUAACACCAGGUCCAAGUUGAACCAGGCUGGCCAUCGGUUCACUGUGAUUUAUGACCAGUACUUGCAUCAUUUGCCUUCCUUUUUUUUAAGGCUAAAUUAAUACAGGUUUCCAGACUUUAGCAAUUAGCUUGUUAACUGCAGCGUUGUUAUUGUAAGUCGCACUCGCGGCCAAAACUACCAAAAUUAGACAAAGUAAAAUAGGCUUUUAAGUGUUCCUGGUGUGUUGUAGCACAGCCCUCGUGCUCCUUCUCUGUGUUCCUCUCACCACUCUGCUCUGGACUUUAUCUGCACAUUGUUUGACUUGGCCUCCUCCCAAUAUAAGCCCAAGUACAGCACGGAGUUGGCCGUCUCACCAUCCGCAGGGAGACGGGCUGUGUGUGUGUGUCUGUGUGAGUGUGUUUUAGUGGGCACGUUGUGAAGGGAGUGGAAGCACCUCACUCUUCUGGACCAGGAAGCUCUGAAUCAUGCUGACUCUUCCUGGAAGGACCCAGAGGGAGCCGGGCUGAGCCGGCUGGACCCAGGCAGGCAGUCUAAGCCGGCGCCUGGCCUCUCGCUGACACCGAGCUGGUUCUGCGCGGCCACGCCUCCCCUCGGCCCGGCAGGUUGGCACGCCGCGGGCGCUCUUCCUGUGCUGGGAAGUGUUCUCGGCUUUGGCUGCGGCUGUGGCGAGCGCUGAUAACCUCAGCCCGUGGAACUUUGAGAAGCAGGAUUUUAUUGAUCGGAUGCAAAUAGCACAAGGUGGGCUAGAGUAGCUCGGAUUCCACCCGCUGCCCUGUUUGCACUGUAAAUCUCAAGACUCAAUUUCCCUCUCUAGUUCAACAGUUUUGCAGUGUGAAGGCAUUCACGUUGGCAUGCUUACUAUUCUAUAUAUAAUUGUGUCAAGCUGUCACCUGCCUACGCCGUGACAGGCCCCGUUUAGCUCGCGGAAAUCUCACUCUCCCUUUCCUGAGGUGCCGAGGAUCUGGGCAUGUAAGUUGAUAUUAAUUAUAGAGCCGGGCUGGUGCUGCAGGGUGUCCACACCUUCCUGUUUUCGCCUUCUUUGUUUUAGCCCCGCGCCGACAGAGUUACCACUGGAGGAACUCCAGGAUCUGAAAGGGAAAAAUGGCCUCUAUUGUUCAAACUGGGCUCUGGUGGAAAGAAAGGGGACUUUUAUUGAAGAAGAAGAAGAAAAUAACAAGGUGGUAAUAAAUGACUCCAGUACCGGUUGUAUUAACAACUUUGUCAUUCACAUUUGCACCAGCUUGUUGGAGGAGAAGUAAAAAGGCGUCCAGGCUUUGAGGGGGUUCUCAUUCCGGGUUCCCUGCGCUCGCUAGGAGUCGGCUUUAGGAGGGAUGGAUGUCGCCAUGCGUUUCCUGCUGUCAGAUAACUUUAACAUAACCGUCGUCAGCUUCAGCGUCAGCGUCGUCAGGGAAAUUAAGUCAGGAGAAGUGUAUGUGCCGAGGCGGUAUGCCCCGGGGAGUAGUGCUGACGGUGCACUAGGAGUGUGAAGUGUAUCAGAGUUUGUGGCUGAGGAGGAGAGGAGACCCCCCGCCGAGCCGAGCCGAGCCGUGCGAGCCGUGGUUGCGUUCGACACCAUGUCCCUGACUGACAAACACAAAGUCAAGAGGCAGCGGCUGGACCGGAUCUGCGAAGCUGCACACUUCUUGUCUCUCCAAAAAGCAAGCGGGCUGUCGUCUCUCCCUUCUGUCUGCCCCAUCUGUGAUGCAGUAUGGCCCGUACUGCUGGCUUGAUAAUGACAGGCAGGCGGCGUGCGGGGCCGCGCACGAAGCAAAGAGGAAGCGAAGCAACCUGCUAAAAUGGACGACAAAACUCUAAUCAGUCGCCUCACCAAGUCUACCAGAUGUCUCGCCCUGCGCGUAAAAGGUAUUCGGCCCCAGAUCAUGAACGGGCCAAUGCACCCGCGUCCCCUGGUGGCGCUGCUGGACGGGCGUGACUGCACCGUGGAGAUGCCCAUCCUGAAGGACUUGGCGACAGUGGCCUUCUGCGACGCCCAGUCCACGCAGGAGAUCCACGAAAAGGUGCUCAACGAGGCUGUGGGAGCCAUGAUGUACCACACCAUCACCCUGACCAGGGAGGACCUGGAAAAGUUCAAAGCUCUCCGCAUCAUCAUCCGCAUCGGCAGCGGCUACGACAACAUAGACAUCAAGGCAGCCGGAGAGCUGGGAAUCGCAGUCUGCAACAUCCCCUCGGCCGCCGUGGAGGAGACGGCCGACUCCACGCUGUGCCACAUCCUCAACCUGUACCGGCGGAACACCUGGCUCUACCAGGCUCUCCGUGAGGGCACGCGGGUCCAGAGCGUGGAGCAGAUCCGCGAGGUCGCGUCCGGCGCCGCCCGCAUCCGCGGCGAAACCCUCGGCCUCAUCGGCUUCGGGCGUUCGGGCCAGGCGGUGGCGGUGCGGGCCAAGGUGUUCGGCUUCAACGUCAUCUUCUACGACCCCUACCUGCAGGACGGCCUGGAGCGCUCGCUGGGCGUCCAGCGGGUCUACACGCUGCAGGACCUGCUCUACCAGAGCGACUGCGUCUCCCUGCACUGCAACCUGAACGAACACAACCACCACCUCAUCAACGACUUCACCAUCAAACAGAUGCGCCAGGGCGCGUUCCUGGUCAAUACCGCACGAGGAGGCCUGGUGGAUGAGAAGGCCUUGGCCCAGGCGCUGAAGGAGGGCAGGAUACGCGGAGCUGCCCUGGACGUCCAUGAGACAGAGCCCUUCACCUUCGCUCAGGGCCCGCUGAAAGACGCCCCCAACCUGAUCUGCACGCCGCACACGGCCUGGUACAGUGAGCAGGCGUCCUUGGAGAUGAGGGAGGCCGCCGCCACAGAGAUUCGAAGAGCCAUCACCGGCCGCAUCCCCGACAGCCUAAGAAACUGCGUCAACAAGGAGUUUUUCGUCACCACGGCACCGUGGGCAGUUAUGGACCAGCCAGGUGUUCACCCCGAGCUCAACGGCGCCGCCUACAGAUACCCGCCAGGUGUGGUGGGAGUGGCUCCGGGCGGCAUCCCGGGGGCGUUAGAGGGAAUGGUGCCGGGUGGGGUGCCCAUCGCCCACACCCUGCCCUCCGGUACACACCCCUCCCAGGCCCCGUCGCCCAACCAGCCCUCGAAACACGGCGAGACCAGAGAGCACCUCACCGAGCAAUAGCAGCAGAAGGGACACAGACGGUAACACCUCAACACUCAGAACCGACCUGAAACCACAAAGCAACCGAUCAACUGGGACCAAGAGACAGUGAAACAAACACCACGGGCGGCUGUCUGGCAAAGCAGUCAGCAACUGGGAACAGAAGAGUUCCAGGGAAUUUGUACUUUCGGCGUUUUAGUUUUUAUUGUCUCUUUGGGUUCAGUACCAACUUUACUCUUUGAUGAUUCUUUUUUUGGUUUGUGUUUCUCUGGGACAUGCCUAUGAUUGUGGACACAGAGUCCAGUGAUUUUAGUGCUCCAGGAUUCCCCACUGAGACUCUAACCCGCUUCCCCGGCCCAGCAGAGCUCAUGGGAACUGUAGGCCCACAAGUCAACACAAUGGGAGAACAAGGAAAUAAAAAAAGAAAAACUCUGGCAUCUUGUGCUACUGGACCUUAUCCCGCCCUGAACCACCACCCAUCCUCAUCUCCAGCGCUCCUUACUAAUGUGUGUUGUUUAGACUCCUCCUUAAGCCUCACAAGAGAAUUAUUUUUCUUUCAAAUCUUCAGUGUGAAUGACUAAAAGUGAAUUACCUAUAUAUAUUUAUCAUUUGUCAAACAAAGGAAAAUUUUGCUCUUCAGUUAUCCUAUAGUGGGUUUUAACCCUUUCCUACAAAUAAUGCACACGACAGCUGCAGUUGCAGGUUUCCACCACUUGAGGGCACUUCUACACAGCGUGAGAGGUUCCUUCUCCACCUGUGAGCAUCAAGAUCUCAACUCGCUCCAAAGCAUUAACACUACACACUGUAGUCAGAGUUUGACAGGACAUCGAUUUCAUUUCGCUUUUUGUUUAACGUCGGUGGUGAUGUGUCACGUGACGAGGACGCAGCGUUCAAUAAGCAGAAGCACGUCGUGUGGCUGAAUCCCAUUUUAUCAGUGCACUGACUGAGACAGCCUGCCUUCUUCUUUGAGCACAUUUCACCGUCCGUAAAGAGGAAAGGGUUAAAGCAAACGUAAUUUCUUAAUGACUCAGGAAAACACUUUUUUGCAGAUUAUUCUUUAUUCCCAGAAUUUUGUCUUUGAGGAAAAAAAGGUAAGAUCAAUCUAGUUAGUCUGGAUAUUUUAUCUCCUCCCUCAUCCUCUUCCAUUGUGGUAUUUUUAUAUACAAGGCAUCCCAUGUUUUUGGUGUUGAACAGUUUUGAGAGUCCUGUUAGAUUUGUAUUGCCUAGUUAAAUGUUCCUAUAACCAUAGUCCUAUGUGAUCCACCCGCUAUCUUCAACCCUUCUUCAAUUUUAUUUGUUCUAUUGAAGGCCAGGUUCUUUGGGGCAUCUUGUACUCUGUAAGAGCAAUAGCAGAAACUCCUUAGUGUCCCGACAAUAGCAGAAGAGGCAGCCAGCAGUAUGUUUUUGUUUUUAGUGUGAGUAUUUGUAUUUGUUUCUUGUAUAAGGUGAACAUUUAGCAUUCAGUGCAGUUCAAAUAAAAAGAUUUGAUUCUGAGAAGGA